Messenger RNA from Cylicocyclus nassatus, 864 nucleotides. The record is from the annotation of a GenBank genome assembly. NCBI's taxonomy places the organism in Eukaryota, Metazoa, Nematoda, Chromadorea, Rhabditida, Strongylidae.
AUGUUCAGGACACCCGCAGUACCUGCAGCUGCAAAACGAGUCGCAUCCGCAGGGCCCAUGGUGAAUGCAGUAUUCGAACCACCCGCCGUCUCUUCCACAACAGAUGAACCCGUCGUAUCUGCAGUACCUGUGAGACCCGCAGCUCCCGGCGAACCUGCACUGACCGUGGUGCUUGCGGUGCUCGUUGUAACUGAAGGGCCGGCCGCACCUGAACUGCCCGCAAUACCUGCGGUACUUGGAGAAUCCGCACUGCCUUCUGCAUCCGCACUUCCGGCUGUGCCUGCGGUUAUCAUAGGACCCGCAACGCCCUCCGCUCCGGGACCUAACAUAUCUGUGAUCCCCAUAGUACCCGCAACUCCCAUCGGACCUCCGCUGCCCGUCGUAAUCGCUGCACCUGGAGAAACCGGAAUUUCCGUCCUACCUGCACUGCCUAGUGUGCCUGCAAUACCUGUAGGACCCACAGUGCCUUCCGCCCCCGGACUACCUAUCGUACCUGCAAUACCUGUAGUAGCUGCGAAUCCCGGCCAAUCUGCAGUACCGAUCGUACUUGGUGGACCUGCACUAGCUGAGAACUGCGUUGCCGCUUGUCCUUCCAUCUAUAGCAAUGACUGUAAUGGCUACGGUGCAAUAUGCGCGAGUGCCACAGAAGCCUUAGCUGCAGUGAUCAGCACAGGAGCUGAAUGCCAGCAAACAUGGGUUUGCCCCUCAGGCACCUCAGCGUAUUAUUAUACAUCUCUCAUGUCCGAACCUUUAGCAUUCCCAGCUAAUUAUGCUAGCUGUCUCCCGUCAGGUGGCGGUACUUGGACUAUUCCCAAUAGUUACACAACCAUCGCAGCACUCGCAUGUCAAGGAAGAGGAAUUUAG